GACUAUCACAUGACCAGAUUCACUUUUGAACACAUAUAAAAGAUCAGCCUCGGUGUGUUCGAAGCAGGAACAAAAGCCAGUGAAGCAUAUUUUCAUAGGAGUUCCGAUCUGAUCUUAGCUCAACUGUAACCAAGGAGGACAAUGAUAUACAGAAGACUAUUAGUAGUGCUGCUGUUCUAUUGUGCCUCGGCCUUCAGAAGCUAUAAGACUAAAAUCCCUAACGGAAACUUGGUGCCCCACCCUUGCAAAGCUAACACCUUGUGGGAGGGUGUCGGUCACUUCAUUGACGCUGGAACUGGACCUCGGAAUGCAUUCGGCAACGAUUUUGAUAAUGAAGGCCAUGUUUGGACUCAGAGCUUAUGUCGUAAAGACUCUGAUGGGGACGGCCGUACCAACGGUGAGGAGUUAGGUGAUCCUUAUUGUCUUUGGAAAGAAAACAGCAUCCCGACACAGAGCUACGGUAUUACUCAUCCAGGUAUCUGUGACCCAUGGGAUUCUCAAAUAUGUCUUCAUAAAAAUGUAACCCAUUCACUAUACAAGACACAAGGAGACUGGAUUAAUGCUGUGUGCAAAGCUGGAGAAUUUAUUUGCCCAGCCAAAAAUGAAUCGGGUGUCAGAAGUUUAGACUUAAGAGUGGACUACAACACCAGAGUGCCAGCCAAGGCCACCACCUACAUGUGCCAGAUGUUUGACUUGCAGACGAUGCUUCAGACGUUGGACAAUCACAUGGUGGCUGUUGAACCCAUCAUCAACACAAGGGAGAUCCUGCACCACAUGGUGCUGUAUGGAUGCGAAGAUAGCGAAGCAAUGGUCAAUGGUCCUUACGAAUGUGGGAUGUCCGCUGGCGCUUCGUGCCAAGAUUUUCUGAGUGUCUGGACAGUUGGACUCUCUGGAGAUUGUUCCCACCCCAAGGCUGGUGUGAGAAUUGGUCUAAACGGUUAUAAAAAAGUUGCCAUUCAGCUCCAUUGGAACAACCCAAGCAUACGUUCUGACCUGUUGGACAAUUCUGGCUUGAGAAUCUACUACACACCUAACUUGAGAAUUUAUGAUGCAGGGAUUAUUUUGACCGGCGUAACCAGCUUCUUUUUGCCGCCAAAACGCCAGUCCUUGACCGUGACAAGUACGUGCACAUCCGGGUGUACCAGGAACAAUUACCUAGGAGCAGUCAACGUCACCAUGGCCUGGAACCACAUGCACUACGCAGGUAAAAAGAUGAGUAUUGAAGUGUUGAGGAACAAUGCUCACUUGCUGUAUUUGACCGAUGACCCAAUCUACAGCUAUGAAAGUCCACAAGUCUACUCCUACACAGACAACCCAGUGACUCUCUUGCCCGGGGACGAGAUCAUUACUAAGUGUACAUACGAUACCUCCAAUAGGAACCACUCUACAAGGCAAGGGGAAGCAACAUACGAUGAGAUGUGUUUUGGGUUUAUAACUUACUUCCCGAAGAGAAACCUGAAGACUGAAUACUGCGUGACUAUGGGCCCUGAUGUUAACUUCUGCGAUGAUGUUUCACCACUGAGACAUGGGUGUCCAGAACUUAGGAGCUUUUUUAUGCCGGGAUCAGUGAACUCGUCGUCUGCUUAUAAACAACUUGUUGAGAACUGUCGUCCAUUUAGUCCAUGCCUGGAAGAAUGCCUGCAGGUGAUUGUCCAGAUGCAGCAGAGUAGCCAGUGCUUUCAGGGAGAGCUAUUUGAAUUCAUUAAGUAUGCGAUGUUGUCAUCCCACGAUGUUGGCCUCGACAUGAUGGCCAGAAUAGCCUCUUGUGAGACGCAAGCCUACGCCUUGAUGCACCCAACAAACUACCAACAAUACACUACGAAUUAUCCAAUCUAUACCACUAAGAGGUAUGAUGGGACUGAUGCUGGCCAAGGACCGUUCGCUGCAGCUUCAUUGACCACAGCCACCACCUUCAUGCUGUUAUUGAGUUUGCUAUUAACUGUCGUAUAAUUGAAGCCCAAUGACAAUCGCAUCACAUCCCCCUUUUUUUUUUCUGCUUUACAUUCUAUUAGUUUUUAUGAUUAACAAAUGGAUAUAUAUUUUUUUAUUGGAAAAUAAACUGUUUUAUGUGAAUAAUG
Molecule: messenger RNA, 2078 nt
Organism: Biomphalaria glabrata
Lineage: Eukaryota; Metazoa; Mollusca; Gastropoda; Planorbidae
Product: tyramine beta-hydroxylase-like
Exons: 12
Coding region: 142-1950 (602 amino acids)
Molecular function (GO): dopamine beta-monooxygenase activity; copper ion binding
Source: RefSeq, a predicted model, not a curated record